Messenger RNA from Acaulospora morrowiae, 209 nucleotides. Lineage: Eukaryota; Fungi; Glomeromycota; Glomeromycetes; Diversisporales; Acaulosporaceae. The record is from the annotation of a GenBank genome assembly.
CAAACAUGACUCGUACCAAACAAACUCCUCCACAAGGUGCCUCUAAAAAUGACCGCCAUUUGCAAAGAAAUGGCCUUACGGACCCUCGCGGCAUGCCAAAGAAGGAAGGUGCAGGUCAGCAUAAUUGGGGCAAACCCGUCGAUGAAUUCGUUAAGCUUGAAACGCCCCAACAUAAAGAUAUGGAUUCAACGGAAUCUCCAAAAGUGAAG